Hippocampus zosterae (dwarf seahorse) is the source of this 1728-nucleotide messenger RNA. RefSeq lists its product as uncharacterized. Lineage: Eukaryota; Metazoa; Chordata; Actinopteri; Syngnathiformes; Syngnathidae. The transcript has 3 exons. The coding region runs from base 467 to 1123 and encodes 218 amino acids. The record is from RefSeq and is a predicted model, not a curated record.
UCGGAAGCAGUGACGUCACAGAAACCGUCCAGAGGAGUAACGCCCCCUCAAACUUUCAUUUCAUGUUUGCCGGAGCGUUAGCGUCGUUUUCGGUCGCCGAAGACGUGUUUAUUUCAUAUAUCAAACAGGGUCAACGUGUUUUCUUGCGGACUGUUCAGCUGUGCAACCACGCGUGUUUUGGCUAGUAAGAUUUUAAGACUUGAAAUAAAUAAUGUCAUGUGGAAGAGGAAGAAGCUAGAAAGUUUGGUGAGCACCGUAUACUAAGAUCAGGUGUGCGGAUGGAGUCGCACAAGGGCUCCGAAGUUGUUCAGCAGCAAAAAGACAGAGGCCAGACUUGUUCCCCCAGACUGACACAGUUCUGUUCAACAACCGUCUGCAUAGAGGCAAGACAACAACGCCAGAAGACAAACCUCAGAUCGGAUCUGAUCAUGUUGGCGAUUCACUAAUCCUGUUCAAAAAACAGAUUAUGAGUGGUCCUUCGGGCAGCAUGGUUUUCAGGCAUACAUCUAAGAUGUGCAUGCACAGGAAAGAGAAGCACAACAUAAAAUUGCGUACAAAGAGAACAUCAGUGAGUGAAACUCCGCCUACAGCAGGCAAGCGCAGACGGAAAAGUGCCUAUCCAUGCAAAAUAUGCGGUAGGCUCUUCCUCCAUCAUCUGUCUCUGAAUGCACAUUACACUGCGACUGCAUGUCUUAGUGCAAUCAAAAAAGGUCAGGGCACAGGAACCGACACGAAAACUACCAAGUUACGAGAGCACAGGCCAUACAAUAAAGUUAAAGGCAGUCUUGCUCAGGGCAAGACUGUGCGGGCCGGUCCAGGGAGGCCUAAACAGGAGGAAGAGGAGGACGAUGUGGACAUAGAAGGAGAGUUCCCAUGUCCCACCUGCACGGAGGUUUUUUCUCUGCAGUCACAGCUGAGGCAGCACGUGGAGCUCCAUGACACAUCUAUGGUGAGAAGAGAGUGCAGUGUGUGCACAGAGAAGAUGGACACCUUCGAGCGGCCGGCGUCAAGGAGGCAACGCUUCUAUCACUGUGUACCCUGUCAGGAGGGCUUCUCAUCACUGGACUCCUUCCUUGAGCACUGUCAGGAGCACCUGCAAGCCAGGGAUGAAGAGGAUGGCUGAGGCAUGGAGGGCUCCAAAUAUUAGGCCAGCAGGAACUGAGGAACUGGACGUAGAAUGACGAGUGGGAAGUCCACUUGCAUAUAUUUUUGUUCAGCAAGGUAACCCUUGCCUGUAAGGGUUAGCCCACAUAUACAAUAAGGCACCAGAGAUUUGGUAUUCUGCUACAUUUUAUGUUUUCAUAAGUGAUUCUGAUAGGGGCACUAAAGGCACUUCCAUUGUGAUAUUGACCCAUUGCAUUGAUGAUCAGCUAUUUUGAAGAAUGUGUCAGUUACUUCUCAUGUUGAAUGUACAUUAUUGGUCGCUCACUGGUCUGUGUAUCCCCACAAAUCUCGGAUAGGUUUGGGGCCGUUUUAGUUGAAGAUGUACAAACCCCAGGAAAAAUGGCACCUUAAUUGUUUGGUUAGAUGAUGGAGCCUUCCAUAUUCAAUAUUUCUAUCUAUAUUUUACAAAUCACUCAGUGGUGUACAUUUGUAUCUGGCUCUGCAGACUGUCAGUCCCACCACAUGUGUGAUUUGGUGUUUUGAAUGUGACUGUGUUUUUUUCCCCCUCUCAGCUACUGUUUUCAUUUUAUUGCAUGUUUUCUAAUAAACCUUGAUUUUACCUCA